CACAGGGUACUGUCUGGCACUCUGUGGUAGCUUUCACAAUGGUAUAAGACAUCGAAACGCGAUCAAAACAUAACCUAUAAGUCAUUCGUUGCGUCUCGUUAUACAGUGGUGAUUUAAUCGAGUGAAAAUGUCCUUAAAAAGGAAACUAACGCAGGAUGAUCUGCGUAAGGCGAUGAGUGAACACAAGAAGAAAUUCGGUGUAGUUAAGAAGAUCGAUUCACCGUUGGCAAAGUACACAGAUUCAGGACAGCUUAUGUGCGUGUUAUGCAAGUCAGUUGUGCGGAGUGAAACAGUUUGGCCUGUUCACUUGAAUUCCAAGGCGCACAAGGAUAAUGUUGCGUUAGCGAAGAAGACUAAACUGGAACCAGAAAGCCCUGUAAUGACGCCUAAUGUUCAAACAUUCAAAAGACCACCUUCUCCAUCACAAAACACCUCCGUGAAUAAAAAGAUAAAAGGAAUAUUGAAAAACUCCAGCCAGUCCGUAGUACAAGCCAAAUCAAAUUUACCAGCAGAUUUUUUUGAUGAUAAUUUGAAGCAAGUUAACGGUGCGUCUGCCCUAAUGCAAAAGUUAGAGAGCAAAGAGAGAGACAGCACAGUUCAUACUAUGGAUACACAACAUGUGGAGGAGGAGGAAAAAGAGAAAGAAAAAGAAAAAGUAAAGGAUACGAAUCUAGCUACUCUUCCAGAGGGGUUUUUUGACGACCCAGUAAUGGAUGCUAAGGUUCGUAACGUUGAAUACAAAGAUCCUAUUGAAGAAGAAUGGGAGAAAUUUCAAAAAGAAAUUAAGGAAGAGACUGCGCAAUCUGCACAGAUUAUAGCUGAUGAUCAGGAGGAAGCCACAACAGAAAGGCAAUUGGACGAAAUUGAGGAACAAAUUAGGCAUUGGUCUAGGGUAAUGGAUCUCGCAAAGCGUAUGGAACAAGUCCAAGGAACCGAUAGAAAGCAGGAAAAUAUCGAUGAUGGUGCAUCAAGCGGUGACGAAGCCGAGUUUGACGAGUUUCUGGAUUGGCGAGCAAAGAAUUCGUAUAAAUGAAAAAUUUUAUGUAUGUAACAAUUUUGUAAAUAUUUUUCUUUAUCCUUUUUAGCCGAAGAACUAUUUGUAUAAAGUGAUCAGUUUUUUUCUUAA
This is a messenger RNA of Wasmannia auropunctata (little fire ant), 1126 nucleotides long. RefSeq names its product zinc finger protein 830. Gene Ontology annotation, biological process: mitotic DNA damage checkpoint signaling; mitotic DNA replication checkpoint signaling; nuclear DNA replication. The coding region runs from base 128 to 1033 and encodes 301 amino acids. Gene Ontology annotation, molecular function: zinc ion binding; nucleic acid binding. The record is from RefSeq and is a predicted model, not a curated record. NCBI's taxonomy places the organism in Eukaryota, Metazoa, Arthropoda, Insecta, Hymenoptera, Formicidae. Gene Ontology annotation, cellular component: spliceosomal complex; nucleus. The transcript has 4 exons.